AUGGCUUUAACAGUGGACAAACUAGUAAACGAUGAUAGGUUUUCUGGAGAAAAUGUUCUACAGUUUAUAUUAUAUUUGCCCUUUGGGAUUGUACUUUUGGCGACACGAGUCAUUUUAGCGUUGAUUCUUUGGAUCGCAUCAAUACUAUUGCCCAACAACCAAGCUGUGAGACAGUUACUCUCUACUUUCGCGUGUUGGACCUUUGGUGUUUAUGUGAAAUUGAAGGGCAGUAAAGAUCCACGAUGUAGCGUACUGGUGGCCAACUGUGUUUCAUGUCUAGACUCACUGGCGGUCUCACAUGUCCUAGGCACAAUUAGUCUAAAAAAAUGGAAAGUGCCACCAUUUUUUGCAUCAACUCUCGGCAUAAGAAAUGCUGCUCAAUUUGUAAGAAAGCAACAUUUUGCUGAUGGUUCAAGCAAGUCAGUACUGUUACAACCCGAGGGAGGGGCAACCAACGGCAAGGGACUGUUGAAAUUUACAGAAUGGCCUUUCCAAAUUGGGAACAGAGUUCAACCAGUUACUAUCACAGUGGAGCGUCCGUUCACGAGCGUGACGGUGCAUCGUUCAUGCGAUACUCGCGAACAAUUCCCCUGGUCAGAUGCUCUAUGGUUCUUGUGGACUCCGGUGACAGUGUUCCAUGUGACCGCUCUGCCUUCGCUGGAGAGACACGAUGACAAUGAUGCUGCCUUCCAUCAGAGGAUUAGAGAGGCUAUAGCACAGGGAUUGGGGGUGGAGAUGACAGAAUACCGGUGGGAAGAGUUGGGCCAAGUAUCAGGACCUAGUAGGGUAAGGGGCGCGAGGGAGGCACGCGCCGUGAGCGCGGGAAGCGAAUUGUCUCGUUUAGCCGCCCAAGUCAAGGAGGUUCUACCCUCCGUGCCUCUCGCUGAUAUACUACGGGAUCUGGCGACUACCCGUAGUGUGGACGUGACAAUCACCAAUUUCCUCGAAGGGGUCACUCCGUACACUCCAGAGCCCCAACCUUCAGUUUCAAGACCCCGGCCAAUAUCUCGUCCGGACCAUUUCCCUCCAGACGCUAAACGACGUCACCAAGGCUUCCAGGACAGGAAAGCUCAAAUGAUAGCCGAGGCAAGACAGAAGUAUAUCAAGAAACAUGGCUUAAACAUUUGCUAG
Chilo suppressalis (striped riceborer) is the source of this 1131-nucleotide messenger RNA. The record is from the annotation of a GenBank genome assembly. Lineage: Eukaryota; Metazoa; Arthropoda; Insecta; Lepidoptera; Crambidae.